AUGGUGAUGCCACCAACAUCACAAAACUACACGGUCGCAUCUGGUGAUCAAGAUACUCCUGGUAAACUUCGACACUUGGCUAAGGAACUAUAUCAGAGAACCAAUUCACUUGAUAUCGAAGUAAAGAAAGCUAAUCCUGUUGAUGAGAAUUCUGCCAGUAGUCUUGCCGAGGCUGAUGAAACCUCUGCUACGGGUAAACUUCGCGUUAAACUCAAAGAACUUGCUACUGCUCCUGGUCAUAAACUAACUGCUCCGGCCCAAGCUGUCACACAGAAAUACCAAGAAGUCAGCAGUGCAUUCGGCAAAGUUAAGAGACAAGAAGUUACAUAUACCGAUGCCAAUAAGGAACCUCUAUAUGAAGCAGUCGAAUCCGCAUGGGAAGCAUUCAAUGAAGUGUAUAAACCUGAAGAACUACUCAAGGAUGCUGUCGGUGAUAAAGAUCAGCCAGGUUCUGCCGCUCCAAAUAAUCUUCGGGAAGCACUCUAUCAACUUGCUGGUGCUUACAUUCUUUCACCAGAUGUACAUAAGAAAGCCGAUAGUGUUAAACAGAAAUACCAAGAUGUCAAAUCUAAAUUCGAGUUGGUCCAGUCACAAGCUGCUGCAUACGAAGCUGGUAGUAAAACUGGUGGAUACAAGGGAGUUGUAGAUGCCCGGAUUAAUUUUAAUGUAUAUAACAGGGUUAUAUGUGAAGGCGAUACUGACCCAGGUUUUGGUGGCUGGCGACAUUACAAAAAACACAUACCCAUAGACCCACAAGGAACACCACCAGACUUCGACUGCAACAUCGGUGAAGAAAAUAAACCUGCUAAUUUUGUCGAUAAUAGGUUCUAUCACUUCUUUGAUAUCCUUAUAGUUAUUAAGAUAUCACUGGUGGCAGCUAUUGUGUGGACUUUAGCUUACAUAUCUAAGUCUACUGAAUACCACCCAACUGAUCCAAAUCAAAGAAAUUGCAUCAAAGAACUACAGCUCAAACCAGCUGAUACUUCUAGUUCUAGUUCUAAAGAUUAUACUAUAGAUACUGAACAAAACUUUGGUGAAAGUCAUGCCGAUAAUUGUGGUAAUAAGACCACUUCCCCUUUCAACUAUUAUGGCCAUCUGACACUUACAAGCAACACAGAUGGAAGCUAUUCUAGUAAGGAGAUAACUCUCAACAUCGAUAAAGCGGCAUAUACCAAUAAAAGCACCACUGAACCACAAAGUCCAAGUCUCAAUACCGGUACUCUAGUCCUAACUCCCACUGGAGAUAUCAAUAACGGCUGCGGCCCUCAUAAUCUAACUCGUACAGUUAAUGGUCUCAACCUCACACUCACUGGUACUGAUACCAACUUUCAAUAA
Messenger RNA from Theileria annulata, 1335 nucleotides. RefSeq lists its product as uncharacterized. NCBI's taxonomy places the organism in Eukaryota, Apicomplexa, Aconoidasida, Piroplasmida, Theileriidae. The transcript is spliced from 3 exons. Bases 1 to 1335 code for a protein of 444 amino acids. The record is from RefSeq and is a predicted model, not a curated record.